AUGUCGACUACCACCACUACCACCGCUGUCGAGGAUGAGUACACGCUGCUGCUGCGCAGUAAGCUCGGGGACGAGCCAGCGAUGGACAGAAUGUCGACAUCUUUCGAGAGCGUCUUUCAACGGGUAGACGUCAAGUCGCAGACAUUCCGUGACAUCCACCAGCUCAGUCAAGCAGUCAACGACAUCGACAUGGAUUUCCAGAAGAUCCGAAGCGAUCUUUGGCGCUUUGACCAGCAGGGAUUUCGCGACCAGAACGGCCAAGUUCUCCAGCUCACCCCUCGCUGGAUUGGGUAUCAUGAUCGUUUCAAACAGAUCAUGGAGCACAGCUAUAGGAGCGCAGUGGACGCUUCGGCAUUCAUGGAUCAAUACUGCUCGCUCCUGCCAGACUCAGGGGAAAAUAUCAGGGUCGAUGACAUACCGGACAUGCAGCUCGAGCUCGAGAUUUUCAUGAAGGAGCUGGAGGGCAAGACGGAAGCUGCGCAAAUGACGCAGAACAGCUUCAAGACGCUCGCAGAGGACGUCCGUCUCUUCGCCGGCGUUCUCAAGGACGCCCUGGUGAGAGCCGGUGCGCGACUCAUUUUCGAGCUCAAUGAAUGUCAAGCCCGCCUGGCCGAUCUUCAGCGGCGUCUCGACGUGGUCAAUGCUAAGGCACAAGCUAUGGGGCUCGCCUGUGCCAAAGUUGCGACUGCUGGAGCUGACCGUGGUUUUUCCGCCGCAAUUACUGUGUGUCCGAUACUUGGCUUUCUGGUUAUAGGCGCCUUUUUUGGGAGUAUCAUCGUGGGCGUCUGCAAAGCGGAUGCAUACGCGAAAGAGGCAGCCUCUCUUGAAAAGCAGAUCAACUACUGCAAACGUGAUCUUCGCGAGCUGCAAGGCAAAGAGCAGCUCCUCAAGGAGUAUCAAGAUUUGUUCAAGACGACCCAGGAUGACAUCGCCGUCCUGGCGAACAAGAUCGACGCCAUUUCGAACAUAUGGCAAUGCCUCAAAGCUGAUAUGCAGAAGCUCCACGAAGAGUUGCGGCUCGCCCUGAAGGCGAGGGCUCUCCCGAGCCGGUUCCUGGUGAAACUGCGGACCGCGCGCAAAGUAUACUCGCGCCUUGCUGAGCUCUUCGAGGAGUAUGCGAAGGGACGGGCGUAG
Messenger RNA from Trametes versicolor FP-101664 SS1, 1134 nucleotides. RefSeq lists its product as uncharacterized. NCBI's taxonomy places the organism in Eukaryota, Fungi, Basidiomycota, Agaricomycetes, Polyporales, Polyporaceae. Bases 1 to 1134 code for a protein of 377 amino acids. The transcript is spliced from 10 exons. The record is from RefSeq and is a predicted model, not a curated record.